This is a messenger RNA of Penicillium verhagenii, 4194 nucleotides long. Its product is annotated as Sec7 domain protein. The record is from RefSeq and is a predicted model, not a curated record. Bases 1 to 4194 code for a protein of 1397 amino acids. The transcript is spliced from 2 exons. Gene Ontology annotation, biological process: regulation of ARF protein signal transduction. Gene Ontology annotation, molecular function: guanyl-nucleotide exchange factor activity. Lineage: Eukaryota; Fungi; Ascomycota; Eurotiomycetes; Eurotiales; Aspergillaceae.
AUGUCCCAGCAACGAGAUGUCUACGCAACUACUUCCCCUCCACGCACCCCUCCCUCUCAGACCGCAAAGUAUCGUCCCAAACAAAAGCACCCGGCCCGGCCCUCCAUCCGAGAUGCCUUCCCAGAUGCAAUGGAGAAUGCGCCGCGGGUCAGCGAGUCCACCGAUGAGCGUGACCCCCAUGACCUAUCGCUCUCUCCCAAACAUGCCGCCCGCACCUCCAUUGUAGACAAUAUGCUCCUAUCGCUGGACCAAUUUGCGGCCCCUGAUUCUUCGUUUAUGGAUGACUACCGACUGUUCAAUUCGGCCUUUGACACCGACCCCCACGGCCGGUUUCGAGGUCAUACUUUCUCUUCCUCCAUGUCAUCUGAUGCAGAUUUCGGCUAUGAUGAUGGGAGCAGUCGUUACGCCACAAUCACCGCCAAGGGUCGCCGAAGCAAUAGCAGCUCUAAUUACCACUCCGCCCCUAGGAGAAUGGAUAGCACCCGCAGCCGAGAUGCCAUGGGCUCUCGGAGUGGCACAGGAGGAACCAUGCCGAGAGUAAACGAUUCUCGCAAGGGUAGCAAGGGCAGCUCGUCGACAGCGGAUUAUACGUAUGGGAUUUCCAACGGACGAGCGGAUUCGGAAAGCAUAGAUCGACGCUCGGCCAGCUUCGAUUGCGGUCCCAAGAAAUACACCCCCUAUGCCGACGUCCAGGAUUCACUCAUGUAUGAUGAUGAUGCAGCACCAACUCCAAGUGUACCAGCUGGGCCACGCAAACUCCACGAUUACAGGACUCCGACUGGCCCCGCAUCACGGACACCAGUGGCAUCCCGACGUAACAGCGUCAAAUCCGCCCAGGCCCCGCAGGUCCGCAAGGCCCGUCCGGAAAACAUUGGCACAGGCACCCUCAAAGUACGGGAAAACGAAUUCGACGUUUCGGGUGAUACAGGUCUCGAUCCUCCCCCGGUGUUUCCGGCAGCAUUGGAUCCUCCUGCACCCAGUCCAACAAUAUCCUACAACAAGCCCGCUUUCCCUCCCCCGGAACCAGCGGCUGUUUCCACUACCACCACCAUUACCACCAACAACAGCAUCCCGGGGAACGCGAAGGAACGCCCGGGAUUCUUCCGGCGUGUCUUUGGUUCAUCUAGGAACGCUCCACCAACCCUAGCAGAUUCUCCAGGGUCGGUUGCCAGUGAUGUUCCUUAUCUCCAGGAGAACGAAAGCAAGGACUCUACUGGGACGACGGUCAAUUUGAAAGGAGCAAGGAUGCAGCCACCCAAGAUCCCAGUACCGCCAACGCCAACGCCAACUCGCCAAGUGCCCCACCAGGUGGUGAACAAGAAGUCUUCGUUCUUUCGCAGGCGGAAGAAGUCCAUCGCUGAUCAUGUCCCGCCACCUAUCGUUCUGCCUCAAGACUUGGCCCCUCAUACCUUGGAUUCGAUGAAGCCAGAGCCCAGCCCCGUGAGCAGCCUGCGAGAGGUUAUGAAUCAAUAUCUUGACGAAGUACCCGGAAAGCAAGAUAUCAAGGGCAAACGCCCGGUUGACUUGCAAUCACAGAGGCCCAGGGAGAGUGUUUCUGCUCCUGGGGGUGGCCCUAGGAGUCACAACACUCUUCAGCCUCCAAACUCUUCUCGCGGCCAAAGUCGUUCGCCGCUAGUAGAAACCUGCGGCACCGAUGAUCAAUUUGCAGUAGGUGAAGGGAUUGAGUCUACUGCAUUUGCCGAUCCCGAUCCCCCCUUGCAGGAGAAGGGGCCGGUUAUUGCAGCGACUAGCACACUCUCACCGGUCGUUGAGGAUUUCUCACGUAGCAUUAAAGUGACAACGACCAAGGCUACAACCACUUAUGAUGCGUCUCAUGAUAGCUUAACAGGACCCCACAAACUAGAACCCCCGUCCGACUGCAAUGUUCCGGAGUCUCCUGCCGUCUCUGAAGCUUCACACUACCAAACUGCCUCUACGACACCAGUGAUUGAAUCCGAAGAAUUAAAAGCAGACGACGAUAGUCUCGGUAAGAUGGAUGGACCUGGUGACGCUAUCGAGGAUGGACCAACAUCAACGGAUCGGGAACAGGCUCAGAAGCUCUUUGAUAGCCAAGAUCAAGUGGUGGGGAACGAACCUGCCGCUGCUUGGCUUGGAGAUCCCGAUCGAGCCACAAUUCGGGAGGCUUAUAUGCGACUCUUUAACUGGUCAAAUCUCAAUAUCCUGGCUGCACUCCGCAGUCUCUGUCAGCGGUUGAUACUUAAAGGAGAAACCCAACAAGUGGAUCGAGUGUUGGAUGCUUUCUCGAGCCGGUGGUGUGAUUGCAACCCGAGUCAUGGCUUCAAAGCUACUGACGUGGUUCAUACUAUCUGCUAUUCCAUCCUUCUGCUGAACACCGAUCUGCACUUGGCCGACAUCGAGCAAAAGAUGACCAAAGCCCAGUUUGUGCGAAAUACCAUGCCCACAAUUCAUCGAGUUGCCAUGGAUGCAGCUCCGGAAGGAUUUGAAACACUACGCCCGACAAACCGCUCCAAGACCUCGGGCGCAGACAUGGCACACUCAGCACCGUCAUCUGCUCGUUCCGCAACCUUUCCACCUGAUGUUGCCCGUAGCUCUUUGGAUGGUGAUAGUUCGGGCCGAAACCCCAACGAAGCAGGUCCAUUAGUAAAUACUCCAUUUAUGGGUACUGUGAGAGCUUGGGAGCAACAAGUGGAGGCAGUUUUGAAAGAUUUUUAUACCUCUAUCCAAAAGGAAAAACUUCCACUCCACGGUGCCCAGCCAAGUCGAGAGGUGUCUCGCAUGUCUUCGAACAACUUUUUGGGCCCCUCCACAAGCACACUUCGUCGAAGUCCCAGCACAAUCAGCAAAAGUGGCUCGGACAUAUUCCCACGUGGCCGGUCCGCCGAUUCUCGUCAUGCAGCAGCGAGGUGGUCCUCUAAGCCACGGUCUCGAGCUGGCAGGUUAUAUCCGCCGUCUAUGAUGGGCUCCAGUCGAACCAGUCUGGACGACCAAUCCUCCGUAUGGAGCCCAACUACAUCGAGCACGUGGAGCAAGUAUUCGCUUGGCAAAUUCACCUCUCCUUCGGUGGAUUCUUUUGGCUCGGAAUACCCUCGGGGUGAAUAUCAGCAGUCUAUUGGUUUCGCCAACGCUCUGAGCCAAGCCAUUAUUCGUGAAGAUUCUGCCACCUCGGUCUACAGCUAUGAAGAGUCAGAGCGAACCACUCCUCUCCUCGAAGAUGAGACUUUGGCUUUGGCUGGUGCCCCAUGGGCCAAGGAAGGCAGUGUUAAACAUAAACAUCACCUAGAUGCUGUGGACAAGCGUGCCAAAGAUCGAAACUGGGGAGAUUGUUUUGCGGUUAUUCAGCAGGGCUGGAUGCGACUUUUCUCAUUCAGCAACACAACCAAGUCCAUGCGGCAGAAGGCGAAGCAGCGUGGCGGCGUGGUGGUCGGUGGUGGUAACUGGACGGAGAAUGCCGAAGAACUUUGGAAGUUUAUGCUCCGGCAGACCAUUGCGAGCGCCCUUCCUUCUCCUGGCUAUUCGAAGUCCCGCCCUCAUGUCUGGGCUUUAAGCUUGCCCACGGGAGCAGUCCAUCUCUUCCAAGCUGGCACACCUGAAAUUGUGCGUGAAUUCGUCUCUACGGCCAAUUACUGGAGUGCCCGUCUUUCGAAGCAGCCUCUGGUGGGAGGUAUUAGUAACAUCGAAUAUGGCUGGAGCGACGCUGUCAUUAACAGCGCAUUGGUUAAUACCGUUGAAGAUCGAUCUCCACCUCCAUCUUCGGGGGCUCAUCGCGCCAGCAUUCAAAGUUCGAUCCGCAGCUCAAUCGAUCACCAAGGUGUGCGGCCCAGGCUACCUGCGGACCGUGUCAACAUCAGCGACUGGAGUCCUCCUCAACAGAGCAUGGUGGCUUCGAAUUUCACCGAAGAAGAGCAGCUGAAGGCGCUCCAGGCAUAUGUGAAGAAUGUUGAAGACGAUCUCCAGAGACACAAUGAGUUGCGUCCGGCCAUGCACCUGGCCUUCUCCCCCAGACACCCCAACUCCGCAAAGGCGAUGGCCAACUGGGAACGGAAAUCAUCAUAUCUGCUACGUGAGAUUGUCAAAUUCCGAACCUACAUUGAUUCUCUUUUCAAUGCCAUCAAACAGAAAGAGAAUAUCCAUGCUUCUUCCAACAACUACUAUGCUGAAUCUGCUGAGACGGAAGCCGUGGAACCAGCUAUAGAGGUCACACCCUCGAACUGA